GUGCACAAACGUGACGUCACGAACACGUCACCGGCAUGGUGGACAUUGGACAACCGUAGCGUACGGAGCGGCAAGACCACUGUGAGAAACUUACGAGCCAAAGAGAAAGUUUUUCGACACCAUUGAAGCCUUAUACUGAUGGACAAUACAAGAAGUCAUGAUGAGAGAUAUUGAUUCAAGAGAAAGGGUUCAAGAUGACACAUGGUGUGAAGGGGCACAAAAUGAGGAAGAGGAGGACGACAAAGAGGUGAGCCCUAUUAGAUCCAGUUUCUCUGUGGAGGACCUGCUUGAUGAGGUGGAGAAGAUCAGCAGUGUCGCCAGCAGUGGCAAAAAGGUGGAGAUUGUAGUGAGACUGUGGAAAAAUGGUUUCACGGUAAACGAUGAAGAUUUACGCAGUUACACUCUAGAAGAAAACCAAGAGUUCUUGGAGGCCAUUAAAAGAGGUGAGCUGCCUCUUGAGCUUGAAGGAAGAGCUGAGGAUGAAGAACUAGAAGUCAAUGUGGAGGACAUGAAAGAUGAAGUUUAUGUCCCAAAGAAAAAGACCUUUCACCCGUUUACAGGCCGAGGUUACAGACUGGGAAGCGUGGCUCCGAGAGUGGUGGCCAGGUCUCGGUCGAUACAUGAAGACUGUUCUGGUCCUCCUCUCCCAGCUGUGGAGCUGAAUGAGGACCUUCCUGUGACCUCCCUCCAGAUUUGGCUGGCAGACGGUCAGCGUCUCGUGCAGAGGUUUAAUCUGUGCCAUCGGAUCAGUGAUGUGCAGCAUUUUGUGGAGCAGGCUCAGAGCAUGGAUGCUCCGUUCGUCCUGACUACAUCCCUGCCGUUCCGAGAGCUGAGAGAUGAGGGUCAGAGUUUGGAGGAAGCUGAUUUAGCAAAUGCUGUCAUCGUUCAGAGGCCUAUCGACACACAAGCUGCUUUUGGUCACCCUUGACUGUUCCUGCUUGCACCAGA
This is a messenger RNA of Carassius carassius (crucian carp), 948 nucleotides long. RefSeq names its product UBX domain protein 2A (gene ubxn2a). Gene Ontology annotation, molecular function: ubiquitin binding. The transcript has 7 exons. The coding region runs from base 158 to 928 and encodes 256 amino acids. The record is from RefSeq and is a predicted model, not a curated record. Gene Ontology annotation, biological process: autophagosome assembly; Golgi organization; proteasome-mediated ubiquitin-dependent protein catabolic process. NCBI's taxonomy places the organism in Eukaryota, Metazoa, Chordata, Actinopteri, Cypriniformes, Cyprinidae. Gene Ontology annotation, cellular component: nucleus; cytosol.